UCUGGGAGGUUGAUUCACAAAAUUCAAUAAUGGUUUUUUUAUAUAAAAUUUUAAUACUUUAUUUAUUUACAGUUUAAAAAAAGGUGUGUAUUGUGAAAAUGUCCAGAUUUUUUUUAUGGAAUUUAUCGAACAAACUACAGUUACGAAAUGAGAUACCAGAAAAAAUUAAAAAAAUAACUAGCAUAAGUAAUCAUAUUUAUAUUUUAACAACCGCCAAUAAUCUUUAUCAUGGGUUUAUAAAAACCAACGAACUUGAGCAAGAACAAUUAAGUGUGGUAAAAGUUGAUGGGGUACUCUUAAAAGAUAUAGAUUGUUCGAACAGUGAAUUAUUUGGCGUUGAUUUGUCAGGAAAAGUUUUAAAGUACACAGAUAAUUUAGAAAUUAUAAAAGAAAUCUUAUUAAUAGAAGAUUCUAAACCUUGUCCUCAUGGAAGUAUCGGAACAAAAUUUAAAAUGAAAGUAGAAAAACUAUCUGUAGGUUUAUAUGGAAAUUUAUACAUAACGGAUAACGGACAACUUUGGGCGUCUGGAAAUAUGCAUCAAAUUGGAAUAAAUAGUGAUACCCCAAAACGCGUUACCUUUUUUGAAGAAAGAUAUGUUUAUAGUGCUAAAACAGGAAGUGAUUUUGCUAUUGCAAUAGUUAGUAAGCAACACAAUGAUGAAACGAUAGGUGUUGGCGAAGAAAUAUUAAUUUCAACUUGUCCAAAUUGUAUAUGUUCCUCACAACUCACUUCUCCCACUUCCCCAAAUUCUUAUUCAGAAAGUUGUCCAUCAGGAAUCCCAAUUCCAGCCAGUUACGAUAUUGAAACAACUUCCACCAGCAGUAAAAGUGAUAGUACCUGUUCAAAUGACACUAAACAAUGCAUAAAUAACUCUGGUUCUACAGAAAAUAACGAUAAUAAUGAUAAAAGUGAAAGGAAUAUAAUUUUUCGUAACACAGAAGCCGCAAGGGAAUUUUUAACACGACAAUUUUCAUGGAUGUCCUCAGCCGGAGAAGAAUAUUUAGUUGAAUGUACCGAAAAACCUACCCGAAUAAUUAAAGAAAAUGUUAGUAAUAUGGCUUCUUUAGUUUAUGAAGGUGUUAAAACCGUCGGAGAUAAAGUGGUCACUUUAUCAAGGCAUAUGAGUGGCAGUUCUGAUAAUAAUGAAGUUCCUGAAAACGUCGAGGAGAUCCAUUUACCAAGGGUAACCUCCAAAGAUGAAUUUGUGUGGUCUCUAAGUCAAGGAACGUCCGAAAAGGAUUUAUCUGAACAAGGUUUGGAGGAACGAUGUAAUUCAAUCGUGAAGAACGGAUUUAAUCUUAUUAAUUGCGAAAUUUGGACUUGGGGCAAUAUUAUUCAUGGACAGUUAGGUAUGCGUUUCUUGGGUCUUGGUGAUAUAAUAAAGAGAGAACGUCCAAUGAUAAUAACAAAACUAUCAAAUAUAGGGGCUAUUAAGAUAUCGGUACAAAGUUACCACGCAGCCGUUUUAACUUUAGAUGGUCGAGCUUUUUUGUGGGGUCGAAACGAUUUUAAUCAGGUAACGGUUGAUUCGGAUAUGGAUCAAAGUUCACCGAAAAUGUUUAAUAACGUUCAAUCGUCGGAACGUGUAAAAGAUUUAUGUUGCGGUUCUUAUCAUACGUCCGUUUUAACGUACAAUAACGAGUUAUUUUAUACUGGGAAGACGGCAGCAAAACUCGUAAAACUUCAAACGUCUGAUAUUAGUACAAAUGAUAUAAAUAAAAAAAUGCAAAACAUGAAUAAUUUCGAAAACAAUGAAUAUUUUAUACCGAAUAAAUUGUUUUCUACGUUGAAUAUAACGGGGUUAAAUGAAAUUUUUAAUAACAAUGAGUUUAUGGUACCGUAUUUGUUAAAAGAACAAGAGCAUUUAGAGCAAAUGUUAGCAAUACAAAGUGGUUUUAUAAAAAUUUUGCAAAAGAAAAAUUGUUCUGAUUCAACAAUGUUGUACGAAAAUUUAUGUACAACUUAUAUGGAAUUAUUACAUUUUAAUGCGGCUAAUGUAAAAACUUUAGCGGAUUAUUGCAAUAAUAAAAUAAGCGAAUGUGAUGUUGUUAUGUUUAAAUACGUUGAAGAACAUUUAUUUAUUUAUAAAAACUAUUUAAAUUCGUUAUAUAACGUAUUAAGUAUAAGUGGAUGUAAAUACAUAUCGAGAAUUUUAGAUAUUCCCUUAGGUUUAUAUAAAAGUAUCGAUGGAAAUAACUCAUUUAAGAAAGAUAAAAAAAACGAUGAAAUGCUCAUUAACACAAUACUCAUGAAUCCUUACAAUAAAUUAAGUUAUUAUUUAGAAUUAUUUUCGAAUAUGAUCAAUAACACGAAUAAACAGCAAUAUCAUGAUAUUUAUAAUAAAUGGAAUAGUUUCGUUGAAGAACAAGAGGAACUAUUAAACGAUGCUAAUCGUACAAAUGAAUUUUGGAAUAAUUUCGGUAAAACCGUAGAAAAUUUAAAAAAACCCGAACGUAGAUUAAUUCGAGAAAGUCGAUCGUUUCCAAUAAACCUUCAUAACGCGGGUUUAUUUUCUUCGCACUGGUUCAUACUUUUAAAUGACUGUUUUGUUCACAUUAACGGUUCUUGGAUAGUUAGACAUGAUUUAAAAACAAUUUGGGUUGAACCACAACAAGAUUUAUCAAACGGACAGUUUCAAAUUUCAUUAAAAAUGCCGGAAGAAACGAUCGAGCUUUACACAAUUCAAGCUGAAGAUAAAAUUCAAUGGUUUCAUACUUUACAACAAGCGAUUAAAAAUGCACUAGGAAAAUCAAACGCCCAUCAACCACCUUCACUAAGAACAGCUUCUUAUACAUUUACGAAAAACGGAUAUUACAAAGACGCUAAUUAUACUGGAAGGUGGUUAAACGCUAAAAUGCACGGCUCCGGAAAACUUACCUGGAUUGAUGGAAAAAUUUACACAGGACAAUUUAAUAACAACCAAAUGCACGGAUUUGGUAAAAUUACCCUUCCAAAUAUAGGCGUUUACGAAGGACAAUGGAAAGAUAAUCAACAAAACGGCUUUGGAAUUUUAAAAUAUACAAACGGUGAUGUUUAUAAAGGUUAUUUUAAAGAUGGUCAACCCCACGGACAUGGUUCUUUAAAACAAGGCAAUUUUACCGCAUCCUCAGCUUCGAUUUACAUUGGAGGUUGGAUUUUGGGCACAAAAAAUGGUUAUGGGGUUAUGCACGAUAUCGUUACUGGUGAUAAAUAUUUGGGGACUUGGUUGGAUAAUAAAAAACAUGGAAAAGGACUAAUCGUUACAUCAGAAGGGGUUUAUUAUGAAGGAAUUUUUAAUCAAGAUGUUCUUACGGGUAAUGGUUUAAUGAUAUUAGAAGAUGGAACAUUUUACGAGGGUGAUUUUAAAGGAACCGGAAUUUUGGGUGGAAAAGGAAUUUUAACACUAACUUCCGGUCACACUCUAGAAGGUAACCUAACCGGUUCUUGGAACGAAGGGAUAAAAAUUUCAAAUGGAGUUCUUUCGUUAUCGAAAGAGAUCGAAGUUUCACCGCCGAAAACGUUCAGUACUUUUUGUACUCCUGUCGAUCAAAAAUGGAAAUCCCUCUUUAGAUAUUGCCAUCAAAUUCUUGGAACGACCGAAGCUAAUGUUAAAAAAACACCCGAUACGCAAAAAAUUUGGCAAAAUGUUGCUGUUGUUAUUUCAAAUUCGUUCCAAGUUAGUGUUAAAAAUAAAUCGGAUCGCGGAAUCGAAAAUUCUGUAAAUAAUUUGGAUACUAUUCCUCAAUAUGGAAGGGAAAGUAUCGAUUCGAAUAGUUUUCAAUUGAUUAAACAAUAUGUAAAUAAAGCUUUUGAAUGUUCCUAUCAUCCUUUAGGGUCACUUUUAAGUGACUUAACUGUUGCUUAUACAACGAGUUAUGGUGGAUUAAGACCACACGCAUUAUUAUUAGUACACGCUGUAAAUGAAUUAAGAUCAAUAACUGAAAGAUUAUUUGAUAUUGUACGGUUAUUAUUCCCAGCUCUUCCUAGUUAUGAAGAACAAGUUAUUGUUAAUGGAAACGCCAUUGAAGAAAAUGUUGUUAGUUGCCAAUCAUUACUUUACCCUAUUAUUUUACCACGAGUACAUUCAUCUCUAUUCACACUUUAUACUUUAAAAUGUAAAAGCUGCGAUGCUCAGUAUUGGAAAAGAUUAAUCGAAUGGAAUAAACAACCAGAUUAUACACUUAUGGCGUUUUUAAGUGUUAAUCAGAAAUUCUUAAAUUCCGAAACUCAAGAACCACUUUCACCAAUACCAAGAGUAAAAGAUCAACAUUUUGUAGAAGCGAUUGAAACAUUGCAAUUAUUAAAAACAACAUUUUCACCAAUUGAAAAAUUAAACGUGAUUCGAAAUACAUUUGAGAAAAUGACGGAUGCUGUUCAAAGAAAAUUGGGAGAUCAUUAUAAAUGGAAUAUGGACGAUUUAUUUCCGGCCUUUCUUUACGUCGUUGUCAGAGCGAGAAUACCGCAAUUAGGAUCGGAAUUAAAAUUUAUCGAAGAUUUUCACGAUCCGAAUGCGAGUAUCGGCGAGUUAGCCUUGAUGUUUACCACGUUACAAGCGUGCUAUCAACAAAUACUUUUGGAAAAAAUUUCGGUUACCUGAAAAUUAGUCAACAAAAAUAAAUUUAAAUUAAAAAAAGGCGAAAACAUAUCAAAUUUGAUUUUUUUUUCUGUAAAUAAAAUGUGUAUGAAGAAAAAUUAUGUGUAUGUGGUCGAGAACUGAAUUUGUUUAAAAGAAAAAUUAAGAGUAACAACAAAAAUUUAAACGUAUCUGCCAGUGUUCAUAGAUUAAUUAUAUAAUUAGGUAUUAAAUUUGUGAUAUUAAUUUCUUAAAUAUUCAU
Molecule: messenger RNA, 4815 nt
Organism: Onthophagus taurus
Lineage: Eukaryota; Metazoa; Arthropoda; Insecta; Coleoptera; Scarabaeidae
Gene: Als2
Product: Amyotrophic lateral sclerosis 2
Biological process (GO): regulation of GTPase activity; endosomal transport
Cellular component (GO): cytoplasm; intracellular membrane-bounded organelle
Molecular function (GO): small GTPase binding; guanyl-nucleotide exchange factor activity
Source: RefSeq, a predicted model, not a curated record